Molecule: messenger RNA, 810 nt
Organism: Balearica regulorum gibbericeps (East African grey crowned-crane)
Lineage: Eukaryota; Metazoa; Chordata; Aves; Gruiformes; Gruidae
Gene: CFAP300
Product: cilia and flagella associated protein 300
Source: RefSeq, a predicted model, not a curated record
UGGAAGAUGUCCGCCGGGGUUGGGCGCUGCGCGGUGGGCUUCGCUUUCCGCUCCCUGCCGCAGAAAGCUUUCUCCUGCCUGGGGGACAAGGACAUCCAGGAACGACUUCUCAAAUGGUCCAUGCAAGGCAGGAUCACAGCACAAGCAUUCAGUUUUGACCAGCAAUUUAAGCCCUAUCAAAAGGAUGAAUUUGUUAUGGCAUUUUUUAAUGAUCAAAAUGUGAACUCCAGUUUAAAGUUGCUCUCAGCUUCAGGACAAUGGACUACAUUGGGUUCCAAAGUGACAAAAAUUGAAGCUACAGUGGUGCCCUGUACACAGAUUUCCAUGUCGUUUUUUGAUCGGCUGUACUCUGAAGGAGUUGUUAGAGAAACUGGAGAUAUUGUGAAAUGUUAUGAUGACUAUUACGAUGAUAUUCUCAUCUCUGAUGAAUUAAGGAAGGUCUUGCUUCUGGAAGAUUCAGACCACUAUGACAUAUUCAGUCAAUUGGAUCGCAAGGAAUUUCUGUUCUGUCUUUUUAAGCAUCUUUGCAUUGGAGGAACUCUUUGCCAGUUUGAAGAUGUAGUUGACCCAUACUUAGAAACUACAAAAGCUUUAUAUAAAGACUUGGUGAGUGUUCGAAAGAAUCCUGAAACAAAAGAAAUACAUAUUAUUUCUACAGUCUUCCGAGUGUCUGCAUAUGAUGAUAACGGCCUGUGUUACCCUUCGAGUAAAAGCCACGAACAGACUUUUGCCUACUUGAUAAUAGAUCCCUGCAAGAGACACGUGCACGCUCUGUACCACUGUUUUGGUGGAAGCUUGUUUAGUAACUAG